This is a messenger RNA of Symbiodinium pilosum, 4515 nucleotides long. The record is from the annotation of a GenBank genome assembly. Lineage: Eukaryota; Dinophyceae; Suessiales; Symbiodiniaceae.
AUGGAGCAGAUAGGCGCUCAACGCUGCCUGAAGAAGCAGAACCCGGGAUUCUUUGAGAGUCUCGGGCGCACAAGAGGUGCCGGGGCUGGGGAUGGGGGUCUCAGCCCUGCGGCUCCACCAGUCCAAAUGUGCUGCGGGUCUGGCAACGGCGAGGAGCAGCUGUGGUUUGACCAUGUGGAGCUUGUGGAGUUGGUGGUUGCCAUUACAGGGGGUUCCCUGCUUCUGCAGCGAGCACAUCCGAUCGCCGUGAUGGGCGCCAGUCUCACGAACAUUCUUCUGCUCACUUGGAUCGAUGUAAGGCUUCCCAGGUUCAGCGUGAGCCUGAAAACGACAUUCAACGUAAUGUUGAGCACGUAUUUGAACUACAUUCCCUUCGGACUGCUUCGUUGGAUGAUUCUGGUAUUGGUUUGUCUUCAGCUGGUGGACUAUGUUGCCGUGGUGAGAGGCGUCUGGGCUUCCAUCGAUCGUUUGCGGGAAAACGCCUUGGGCUUGACACGGCUCGUGUCUGCGCGGAGUCACGGCAGUGGCGGGUCAGUGGAGUUGUCGCUCAGAUCAGAGGAGGUCUGCGAAACGAUGCCCAGCGCUGGGCAAGGCAUCACCGAGGACCAGCCUGAGGACGGAAGGCCGGGGAUGUCGCUGGAAGUCAUGGUUCUUCCAGAGGCCAUUGCAGAGCUCCGCGAGGACUCGAGAAACUCCCGCGCCGCUGGAGAGGAGAGCCCAUCCAGCUUGGCAGAGGAUGUCUUCCAUCCAGCUCUGGCAGUGUUGCGACACAGCCACCGCGCGGAUACUGCGUUUGAUUCUGAGUGGCACGAGACGGACGACAAGAUGCAGUUCCCAGCUGACUGCCCCAUCACUGUCGAGGGCAUUCGCGAAGCACAAGGCACUGCGGAGAUUCUUGCCGAGUCCGACUUCGGGAUCAUCAUUUGCUCGCCGUAUCUACGGUGCGUGCAGACUGCAGUCAUCUUGGCAGAUCGGCUGGACCUCUUUGUUCUGCUCGACUAUGAGAUUGGUGAAGUCUUCGGGCGUCUAGUGUUCAGUGAGGAGCUUUGCAGGAAGUUUCAGCAGCAGGGCAGCGUCCCUUGGCGCUCCCGGCGGGAACUAUAUCAAGCUUUGAAGUCUUGGUCCACGGAGGUCUCGGAGCUCUUUGAAGACGCGCCUGCGACGUCCUCUAGGCGACCUCUGUACCACCGUAUCGGAUGGCGCCGAAUCUUGGGGCAACCUCCAAAAUGCGGCGAAACGCUCGCAGGUGCCCGGCAGCGCUAUGCAAAGCGCUUCCUGACGUACUUGGCUAGAAGCCGCAAAGCCAAGAGGAACAUGAUCCUGGUGUCCCACGGCCAUUUUGUCGAGACAGCGCUGAAGCUUCUUCCAAGCACUUCCGCACGAGACGUAACCGCAGUCCGCUACUGUGGUGGGCUCAUGGCGCGCCUUUGUCGCGCAUCACCAAAGUUAGUGGUGCGCACAGCAAGCACCGACUUUGCGUGGGACGAUGCCGGCACGCAGAGCUACGAAAUUGCAGAAAGCCCGGAUUGGGAGCCAUCGACGGUUGCCAGGAAGUCGGAGGAUGAGGAGGAGCGGGAGCUGGUCGAUGCCAGUCUGCCAUGGUGGGAUGUCAAUGUGUUUGGCAUUGAGUUUGGUGCAAAGUCAAAGCGCAACCGCACCGAACGUCAGGUCCAGUAUGAGGCUUUUCUCAAACAACUGCACACGCAGAAACUGACGUGGCAGCGCCUGGAGGAACUUCUCGGCGAGUUGCCGCAGGGCAUGCGGCCUGCCACGGAAGGCCGCUUGAGUUGCACCAGCGCAACUGAGAGCAUUAAUGACAAUGACACCUGCAGUUCGGCCCGGAUGUUCCAGCGGAACAGCUGGGAAACCGUACGGACCGCUGACUUCACAGAAGGUGACGUCGCUGCAGCGCCGGUGGUUGCGCCAGAACAAGCUCCCGCAGCUUUUAACCUCAACGAACUCGCUGCUAAGCCGGCGGCCAAAGAGCAUGGCCUUGAAGCUCCCGAGUUAGUGCCUGGUGAGGAGGCCAAGGUGCGGAUGACCUGCACGGUCCUUCCGCGGAAGCGAGAUUGGCUGGUGAGGCUGCUGGAGAAGUGUCCGGGCCCAAAGGCAAUGGUCCGCACUAUCCCAGAAGCGGCGAGACAGGAGGGGCGUGCCGUUGAAUUUCCAGCUGGAGCAUGGCGAGUGUCCACCCCAAGCGCCAAGAUCGAUUGCCCAAGGGCAAAGGUCAUGGUUGAGGCGGCUGCAGAGCGCAGUCUUGAAGGGGCGGCACGGACAACUGUAUGGCUAAAGAAGCAGCUGGAGAUGAAUGGCGACACAUUGCACUGCAAGAGCCAGCUUGCAGAGAUCCUUCGGCUUGGCCCUGGUGCCACCCUGGACCACGCCGCGAGGAGCAUGGGGCUUGGUGUUGCGCUGCGGAAUGAGGCCUUCUUGCAGAAGCAGGUAAUCCUUGUCGACGACGCCAGCCAUCCUGAUGACCUUCGCUUCUACCGCAAGCACUGUCUGGACAGACUCAAAGCCAUGGUCUCAUUUCAGGGCUACUUCCUGCUGGGCCUGAGCUUGCUUUGGCGCGGGCUUGCGGCUUCUUGGUACUUGGUGGAUGUUCCGCUUGCAGUGUGCGAAGAGCCGUUUUCGGCCAACACUUUGAUUCCGCUGAACAUCGACCUUCCGGGACGAAGGGAUCAACCGCACAUCUUCACCAUCUACCGGACGGGCAACAGGCAGCUGGACUUCUCGUUGUCUGUGCUAGACUCCAAGAACAAAAAAGUCACAGACGUGGAGGUCAAGCUGGAGGGGCAGUUGAGUCCUGCGGCAGAACCGACUGCGACCGCAACUACAACCACCUUCACAACAAGCACUGCCACCAUGUCUACAACCUCUACAAGCACCGGCAUAAUUACGGCAACAUCGACAACGUUGACAAUGACCGAAGACGAGGAUGAGAAUGAGACACGUAUGGAGAAGGACGAUGCCAAGGAAUUCGUGCGCCUUCUUGGUCGCAGGCCAGGAAGAGCUCUGUCAGGCAAAGGCGGGCGUUCCUAUGGAGGCACCACAGGCGGUCGGCGUGGCUACACAUCUUACACAGGCCGUCGCGGCUACACACCCGCCAGAUACACGCCAGAUUCGCGCCGGCGGAGUCCUUUGCCGGUUGUUGACUCGCGUCGGCGAGGCUUUGACAGCCGGCGCAGAGCACCGUCUGCUCCCAUCAGCCAGGGAUGGUCCAAUCCGUCUCAUCCACAAGCCGGCUACUACAGCUACAAGCCAACCUACCGACGUCAUCACCGGACGCAGUACGGCUAUAGUGGCUAUCACGUGUAUCCUUCGGGCAGCAGCAUGGGGAUCGGUCUGGCUGGCCUUGGUGGGCUUGGCGUUGGAUACGCUUUAGGCAGCCACUUCGGACACUACAGGGCAAGCAGAUGGAACACCAUGAAUGGCGGUCGCGGCUUUGAGCAGUGCUACCACCAGUCAUGGCAGGGGUCAUGUACCGACUGCGUGAAGGGGUACUCAAUGGACAAGUGCCAAACGUCGUACCAGCUGCCUAAGGCAGCGAACCGAGACGAUUUGAUGACCACCGCCUUCAUUCCAAAAGAUUAUGAAGGUCCACUCCGCUUGGUCUUCAGCAAGAUGGUAGGUGCAGAGAUUGCAAAGGAACACAUCUGCCCGCCAGAGGGAUGGCAUUGGAACGCUAGUGUGAACACCUUCAAUGGAACUUGGACUGCGCCGGACACCCAGGAUGUUUUCAUCUCUCUGACUCCGGUGGUGGCAGAGGUUCCGAUGCAGCCAACAGCCCCACCCGACCACCGUGGGCACAGCCAGUCGAAAGAAAAGUUUCCGAUUGUGGCUGCAGUCGUGGUCGUUGUGUUUGCAGUUCUUUGCUGCAUCUGCGCCUUCUUCUUCUGCUGCGACUCUGAUGAUGACGACAGGGGGAGGAGACGCUCCACGUACGGUCGGCGAAGGUCUAGCUACGAUGAGUUUGAGAUGCAAGGUUUCCGGACCACCGCCACACCCUACGUGCCACCAGCGCCGAUGAUCACUCCGGGCGUCGUGCCUGCUAUGGCGACUCCAGUCGCUGUGCCAGCCAUGGCAGCUGUCGCUGCAGGGCCUGCUGUGGCCAUGGCAGCGGCCGUGCCUGCAGUUGGCACUGCAGUCGCAGCGCCGAUUCCACCAGUUCUCGCAGCACCGGCAGCAAAGACCUGCCACCAGAUGCAUCCCAUGCAUCCGGCUGUGGCGCAAUCAGGGAUGGAGUGUGAUGAAUGCGAGCGCGAACUCAGACACGGCGAGCAGGUCUUGAGAUGCGAUGCAUGCGACUAUGACCUUUGUAUGGCGGCCUGUGCGAGGCAGACGACCUUCUUGGAAGGCGUCUCCUCAACAGGCCAAACAUGGAAGAUGCAGCUGGCCUGCGCUGCGCCAGCAUUGGACACCUCUGGACUACUCUGCGGGCCGUGGGGCGAGGCCUUACGGGCGGCGGAUACGAGUCAUUCGUGGCCACUGCUGAGCACAUGGAGGAUUGCCUGA